Messenger RNA from Exophiala aquamarina CBS 119918, 312 nucleotides. Its product is annotated as F-type H+-transporting ATPase subunit H. Bases 1 to 312 code for a protein of 103 amino acids. The transcript has 2 exons. NCBI's taxonomy places the organism in Eukaryota, Fungi, Ascomycota, Eurotiomycetes, Chaetothyriales, Herpotrichiellaceae. Gene Ontology annotation, biological process: proton motive force-driven ATP synthesis. The record is from RefSeq and is a predicted model, not a curated record.
AUGGCUCAAUCACUGAGAUCGAGUAUGCUUACUGGAAUCUCAGCGGAUCUGAUCCAGGACCUCUACUUGAAAGAACUAAAGGCAUACAAACCCCCACAACAAAAGGCCUCGGACGCAGAAGGACACGUACAGAAAUUCAGCCCUCCGGCUGCCCCCAAGUCACCGGAAGAGAACAAUUUGGCGAGUGAUCUCAAGGCAUAUGACGAUCAGAUAGUCGAGGUUGAGGGACAAAGCUCGUCAGGAGAAACCCAGGCAGUGCAAGAGGAUUUGUUUGAGGAGCCCGAACCCGACGAUGCACCAGCACACCAUUAG